AUGAGUUAUCCACCAAAUUUAAUAGAACAAGUUCGCAGAGCUUACUUACUUAAAGAGAUAGCUAGUGUUGUGCUAAAAAAUGCUCCAGACAAUCUCAAACUUACAUCACCAGAUAUUCAGAGAGAUAUUAUAAAUGCAUUUGCUGUUGAGACAACGAAAGCUAUUGUACAUGAUAUGAGAAGUGAAUUUUUCUCCAUAUUAGUUGAUGAGUGUCAAGAUGUAUCUGUCAAAGAGCAAAUGGGUGUUGUGGUGCGAUAUGUGGACAAGAAUGGAUGUGUUAUAGAACGUUUUCUUGGUGUUGUUCAUGUUAGUGAUACAACUGCAACCUCACUUGAGAAAGCACUUGAUUAUUUGUUAUCUACUUAUGAUUUAAGUAUAUCUAGUUUGAGAGGUCAAGGAUAUGAUGGCGCAAGCAACAUGAGAGGAGAAUUCAAUGGGUUGAAGAGUUUGAUACUCAAGAGAAAUUCCAGUGCUUAUUAUGUACAUUGCUUUGCUCAUCAGCUUCAGCUUACGAUUGUUGCUGUUGCUAAAAAACAUAAAAUUGUCGGAUCUUUUUAUAAUUCUAUCUCUCGUUUGUGUAAUACUGUUGGAGGUUCUUGUAAGCGCAGAGAUAUACUUCGGGAGAAACAGAGAGAGAAUAUUAUUAAAGAGAUUGCAAGUGAUGAAAUAAGCACAGGAAGAGGACUAAAUCAAGAAAUGUCAUUGAAGCGACCUGGAGAUACUCGUUGGAGUUCACAUUACGGUACUCUUGUCAACUUGAUACAUUUAUAUUCUUCUAUUGUUGAUGUUCUUGAGUAUGUUGGGGAGAAUGGUCAUGACGAUUCAAUAAGGGCUGAAGCUGAUGAUGUGCUAGAAGUUAUAAAUAGUUUUGAGUUUGUCUUUGUGUUACAUCUUAUGAAGCAAAUCUUGGGAAUCACACAUGAACUCUCCCAAGUGCUACAAAAGAAAGAUCAAGACAUUGUUAAUGCGAUGAAUCUUGUCAAGGUAGCAAAAUCACGUCUGCAAAUAAUGAGGGAAAAAGAUUGGGAUGUAUUGCUUGCUGAUGUUUCUAAGUGUUGUAGCAAAUAUGAACUGGAUGUGCUUGACAUGGAAGAUGAGUUUGUAGCUCGAAAAAAAGGAAGACGUAGAGCUGAGAAAAUGAAGAAUCUCCACUAUUAUCGAGUUGAGCUCUUUUGUUCUGUUAUUGACUUGCAAGCUCAAGAGUUGAAUCAACGUUUUGAUGAAGUCAACACAGACUUAGUUUUAUUCAUGUCAUGUUUUGAUCCUAGGGAUUUAUUUUCUGCAUUUGAUUUGGAGAAGCUGCUUCGUCUUGCACGGUAUUAUCCUUCUGAAUUCUCUGAAGUUGCUUUGUCCGAGCUUAAAAGUCAACUUGAGAACUUUAUUUUCGAUGUGCGCAUAGAUGAAAAGUUUUCACAAAUAUCAGGAAUCAAUGGUCUUGCUCAAAAGAUGGUUUCUACAAGGAAACAUGAAGUUUUUCCAAUGGAUUAUUCAUUAGUUAAGUUGUCAUUGAUCUUACCAGUUGCCACUGCAUCAGUAGAAAGAGCCUUUUCAGCAAUGAAGAUCAUCAAGACUUCUCUACGUAAUAGCAUGGGAGACCAACUAUUGAAUGAUUGCUUAGUUCAUUACAUCGAAAAGGAUGUGUUUGUUAAAGUUACCAAUGAAACUAUUAUGCAGCGUUUAAUUUUGGACCCCUGA
Molecule: messenger RNA, 1695 nt
Organism: Salvia splendens (bonfire salvia)
Lineage: Eukaryota; Viridiplantae; Streptophyta; Magnoliopsida; Lamiales; Lamiaceae
Product: zinc finger MYM-type protein 1-like
Exons: 3
Coding region: 1-1695 (564 amino acids)
Molecular function (GO): protein dimerization activity
Source: RefSeq, a predicted model, not a curated record